This is a messenger RNA of Salarias fasciatus (jewelled blenny), 2929 nucleotides long. It is a transcript of the gene lgi2a, whose product is annotated as leucine-rich repeat LGI family, member 2a. Gene Ontology annotation, biological process: inhibitory synapse assembly. The coding region runs from base 145 to 1764 and encodes 539 amino acids. The transcript is spliced from 8 exons. Gene Ontology annotation, molecular function: protein binding. Lineage: Eukaryota; Metazoa; Chordata; Actinopteri; Blenniiformes; Blenniidae. The record is from RefSeq and is a predicted model, not a curated record.
CUGCAGCUGAUUUGCUGAUGUCAGGGAGCCAGUGCAGCAUUUCAUGGUGCAGGGUGGAAACGCGCGCUGCCAUCUGCCUCCGUCGGUGCUCUCAGAAGAAAAAAGAAAAAGAAAAACCUCACACAUGCAAGCCCGGCAAGAAAGAUGCUGCCAACUCUCAAGAUUUGGGCAUUGCUUUCUGUGUGGCUGUGCUGCCUGAUUCCUCCGGGCCAUUUGAAGAGGGCUUUCCGAUGUCCUUCAACAUGCAGCUGCUCCAAGGAGUCGAUCAUCUGCGUCGGAUCCUCCUACAUCCCGAGGAUUUCCCCCAACGAGAUAAAUUCUCUGAGUAUCGUCAAUGGGACUUUCACUGAAGUCAAAGAGGCAAUGUUUUCUCACAUGCCUUCUCUCCAGCUACUACUUCUGAAUUCGAACUCUCUCACAACUAUAAGGGACGAUGCAUUCUCAGGCCUUCCUCAUCUGGAGUAUCUGUUCAUUGAGAGUAAUAAGAUGGAGACUACUUCGAAAUAUGCCUUCAGGGGACUCAGGGACUUGACUCACUUAUCUUUGGCUCACAACAACAUUAAAGCCUUACCCAGGGACCUCUUCAUUGACCUGGACUCACUGAUAGAGCUGGACCUGCGAGGCAAUGCCUUUGAGUGUGAUUGCAGAGCCAAGUGGCUCAUGACGUGGUUGAAGAGCACCAAUGCCACGGUAUCGGAUGUCGUGUGUGCCGGACCGGAGGACCUGAAGGACAAGCGCCUCAAUGAUAUGACCAGCCUGCACAACGAGUGCACCUCAACGGAUUUCGUCCUCCAUCAGUCUGUGGCUUCAGAAUCGUUGUCUGUCGACACUUUUAGCUAUAAGAAUGACGUCUACGUGACCAUCGCUGCUCCCAGUACAGAGAGCUGUAUGAUUUUCCAAUGGGAUCACAUCGAAAUGAACUUCAGGACUUAUGAUAAUAUAACCGGUCAAUCCAUUGUAGGGUGCAAGUCAGUCGUGAUCCAGAACGAGGUGUUUGUCAUUGUGGCUCAACUCUUUGGCGGUUCUCACAUUUACAAGUUCGAUGAAGACCAGAGUAGGUUCAGUAAGUUCCAGGACAUCGAGGUCUCCAAAAUCUCCAAGCCCAACGACAUCGAGGCCUUCCAGAUCGGCUCCGACUGGUUCUUUGUCAUUGCCGACAGCUCAAAAGCAGGCCUGUCGACCCUCUACAAGUGGAACGAUAAUGGUUUUUAUUCAUACCAGUCGCUCCACGAGUGGUACCGUGACACAGACGCCGAGUUCCUGAACCUGGAUGGGAAGGCUCACCUCAUCCUGGCGAGCCGUUCGCAGGUUCCGGUGAUUUACCAGUGGAAUCGGAGCAACCAGAAGUUUGUCCUGCAGGGGGAGAUCCCCAACAUGGAGGACGUGGUUGCCGUGAAACACUUUCACAUCAAGGAGGAGCUCUACCUGGCCAUGACGCGGUACAUCGGAGACUCCAAAGUCCUUCGUUGGGGCGCCAAGCAGUUCUCGGAGGUCCAGGCGUUGCCCUCUCGGGGGUCCAUGAUUCUCCAGCCGUUCUCCUUCAAAGAACGCUACUACCUGGCUCUGGGAAGUGAUUACACUUUUUCACAAGUGUACCUGUGGGAUGACGAGAAGAAACUUUUUGAGCGCUUUAAAGAGGUCUACAUCCAGGCGCCGCGGUCCUUCACCGUGGUGUCGACCGACCGCAGGGACUUCAUCUUCUCUUCCAGCUUCAAGGGAAACACUCAAAUUUUUGAGCACAUCAUCAUUGACCUGAGCUUGUGAGGGGUCGUGCCUAGUUUCCCCUCCUGCAAUUAAUUGUCUUCCUCUAAAAAGAUACAUUUGCAAACAAUAAGCAAAGGACUUUAUGAACUCUUUAAAUUCUCCUAAUUAGUUCAUUCAUACUUAGGUUUCUGUCAUAAACCAUAGCCAGGUCAGAUAGUGUCCUGACUGUCACUGACUCUAAGGCCUCGUACUAUUGCUUGCUCUCAUGACCUCUUCCUUUUUUCCAGAGGUAAAACCAUUUCACAAAGACUGCCGGCAUUCACUUUCACAUCCAGCUGACAUUCCUGAAGGUGGAACUCUUUGAAGCGCAGUGUGAUAUUUUGAGUCGUUUAGAUUUUCUGUUUAUGACUACAUACUAACAGUUUGAUAUCCCCUGAAACAAGGACGUGUGGAUGUGACAAGUUUGUUCCCUCUUGCUCUAAUGCCCUGUGGUAAUGUGCAGAAAGUUGCCUUAUAAGCGUUGGGGUAUUGUGUUGUGAUGGGCCUACAGUGCCUCCCUCUGGCUGUGAUGAAGUAUCACACACCCCUCUGCUUUUUCCAUACAAGGAGCGUCUCGAAAGCACAAACCUUUAAAUAACAUAGACAGGAACUUAGUGUGUAAUUGAUAGAUUAUAAAAAAAAAUGUUGUAGGUGCUACAGAUAAUACUAAAUACAGUUUAAAAAAAAGGAAAUAGAGAAAACAAGUGGUUUCUGAUUUUAGGAGACUAGAUAUAGCUUAGUCAAUUUUUAACAAAAAAAAAAAAAAAAAGAAAAGUUCCCACUUUGAAACAACUCUAGUAAAGUAAAACUCUAGUGCAUAUAAACUGUGUUCAGACGAUGUCAAGGAAAAAAAACACUACAGUUGUUGGGCUAAUGACAUAAUUUAACUUUCAUGUAUUAAGAAAGGAGUACACAGCCAAAGUCAGAGACCUAAAAAAAUCAACUUGAUGAGAAGGUGUACUUCAUCUAAAACAAAUGGAAGGGAUGUAAAUAUAUCUGCUGAAGUUUUGAGGCUUUUUUUUCAGUCUGCCAUUCUGUUCUCUCAAACCACUGAAUGUCAACAAAGCUACACGAUGUACAUAAAACAAGGACUGCAAUGCCACUACCUGUUCUAAAGGGAUCUUUGCACUGACUUACAAAAAUUAGAUGUUACUGCAGCUUGCAAGAGCAUGGCAUUAAAAAAAAA